Messenger RNA from Gracilinanus agilis (Agile Gracile Mouse Opossum), 513 nucleotides. It is a transcript of the gene MRPL43, whose product is annotated as mitochondrial ribosomal protein L43. Gene Ontology annotation, cellular component: mitochondrial large ribosomal subunit. The transcript is spliced from 3 exons. Lineage: Eukaryota; Metazoa; Chordata; Mammalia; Didelphimorphia; Didelphidae. Gene Ontology annotation, molecular function: structural constituent of ribosome. Gene Ontology annotation, biological process: mitochondrial translation. The record is from RefSeq and is a predicted model, not a curated record. Bases 34 to 498 code for a protein of 154 amino acids.
GCUCUUCCGGUGUCCAGUCCAGCUGAACUGGUCAUGACGGGCCGUGGCUCCCCGAGCCGCUUCUUGGGCAGCGUUUUACACAACGGACUGGGACGUUACGUGCAGCAGCUGCAACGCCUCAGCCUGAGGGUCAGCCGCGACUCACCUGCGUCCCGCGGGGCCAGGGAGUUUGUGGAGCAGCAUGUAACGGACUUUGCACGGAGAAACCCGGGGGUAGUGCUCUACGUUACCGCCAAGAAAUGUCACGUGCCGCGGGUGGUGGCGGAAUAUCUGAAUGGAUCCGUCCAGGAGGUAGCUCUCGGUAAUAAGACUUCGGAGGAGAUUGCCACACUGAUCCAGAAGCUGGCUGACCAGUCAGGCCUGGAGGUGAUUCGCAUCCGGAAACCCUACCACACAUACAACCCUAGUAUCCAGGGGCAAUGGCACCCCUUCACCAACAGGCCCCCCCAGCUGGGCAGGGAAAUCACUGCCAGUGCACCUAACCAGAAUCCCCAAUAAAAGUUAUUACAGUGA